Eriocheir sinensis (Chinese mitten crab) is the source of this 5123-nucleotide messenger RNA. Its product is annotated as lachesin-like. Gene Ontology annotation, cellular component: neuron projection. Bases 423 to 1883 code for a protein of 486 amino acids. Lineage: Eukaryota; Metazoa; Arthropoda; Malacostraca; Decapoda; Varunidae. The record is from RefSeq and is a predicted model, not a curated record. The transcript is spliced from 11 exons.
CCACCAUCACUACCACCAUCAUCAGCACCACCACCAUCACCACCACCACCAUCAUCACCAUUCACCUCCCGUUCUUUGCCUCAAUAGGAACUUAAGCGGAAGCCGAAGUCAGCGUGUUGUGAAAGCAAAACACGAAGAAGAAGAGGAAGAAGAAGACGAAAAUAUGUUACUAAAAAGACAGUGAAUAAAAUGAACCGAGAAAUGAACAGUGAAAGUGACUAAACAAACAAACAAACGAACGAACGAACGGAAAAGGUGUAGACAGGUGUGUGAGAGGUGCUCCGUGACGUCACUCCCCCGCGGGCCAAUCAGCGUCGAGCGUUUGUGCGUCAUUGCGUCGUGGACCAACCCGUGGCGUGGGCGGCGGUGGUGGUGGUCACGCGCGCGCCCGGCUGUUCCUUCCCCCCGGCCCGCAGCCUAGUAUGAUGUCCAGCAGACGGCAGGUAGCAGGUUGGGGCCGCCUUCUUCCUCUUCUCCUGCUCCUCGCCUCGCACGCCGUGAGCUUCUCCCCAAUGUUCACCGCCCCCGUGGCUAACGUGACUGUAGCCCGGGGGAGAGACGCCAAGUUCACCUGCCUCGUCAAACACCUGGGCGGCUACCGGGUCGGGUGGGUUAAGGCAGACACGAAGGCGAUCCAGGCUAUCCACACCCACGUCAUCACGCAUAACCCGCGCGUCCACGUGAGCUUCGAUGACCACUCCACCUGGCACCUCCUCAUCAAGCAGGUCACCGAAGAGGACAAAGGGCCGUACAUGUGCCAGAUCAACACCGACCCCAUGAUUAGCCAGAUGGGGUUCCUGGAGGUCCUGCGCCCCCCAGAGAUUGACGACGCCCUCAGCUCCGGGGACGUGGUGGCGACGGAGGGGGAGCGCGCGGCCCUGCGUUGCGUGGCGAGGGGUCACCCGCCCCCCACCAUCACCUGGGUUCGGGAGGACUCCAACGCCUUCAUGGUCAACAAUGGCAUCAUCACCAAGGCGGUGGAGUCCUGGGAAGGCGAGGUGCUGGAGCUGACGCGCGUUUCCAGGGAUGAUAUGGGCGCCUACCUCUGCAUCGCCAGGAACUCCGUGCCGCCCCAGGUGUCCAAGAGGGUGUUGCUGCAUGUCCAUUUCCACCCCAUCAUCCACGUGCCCAACCAGCUGAUCGGCUCCCCGUAUGGCAAGGACGUGACCCUGGAGUGCAAGGUGGAGGCCUCGCCUAAGCCCGUCACCUUCUGGCAAAACAGUCAAGAGGAGAUGUUGAUGUCCUCGCCGAAGUACAACGUCACGGAGGAACAUCAGCGGCCCGGAGGUUACGCGGUCCACAUGAGGCUCGUAAUUCACAACCUGACAGCGCCUGACAUCGGACACUACACCUGCGUGGCAAAGAACUCCAUCGGCGAGGUGGACUCUUCCAUCAACGUGUACUACAUCGCCCCCCCCACCACCACACCGCCACCUCCACGCCUCGUCCCAAGCUACAUCGAGACCAACAGAGUGGAGGACGAGGACGAGGCUGGUCGAUUGUCCUCCCCCGGCCUCGACCAGGGAUCGCUAGACAUCUCCGAGAAGGACCUGUUUAGAAGCGACUUGACGGAGGGGUCGGCGAGUGGUCCCUGGCUCACCCACCCCCACCACUACAGCCCCGGCCCCCUCCCCCCCACGUCAGGAGCUACUGGUGGGGGGAGUAACUGGUUGUCGGAGGGGAAGGAGUAUGAUGUCUCGUCUGGGGCCUCGUCUGCGUCCUCGUCGGCGUUGGAUUUCUUGUUGGUUAGGGGUUGGAGGGGGUGGGGGGGUGUGGGGGUGGGGGUGGCGAGGGGGUGUGUGGUGGUGGUGUGUUUCCUGGUGGUGGUGGUGAUGGGUGGUGGUGGUAGUGGUGGUGGUGGUAGUGAUGGUGUUUGGGGCUAAGUUAGUGAGGGUGUUUUUUUUUUCUCGUUUUUUUUGUUUUUCGUGUUUUUUUUGUUUGUUUUAUUUGUUUUUCUCUGUUUUUCUUCUGUUUUCUGAUUGUUUUCUUUGUUUUUCUUGUUUUCUGAUUGUUUUUCUCUGUUUUUCUUCUGUUUUUCUCUUUGUUUUCUCUGUUUUUUUCCUGUUUUCUCUUUGUCUCAUCUGUUUUUUAUCUGUUUUCUCUUUGCUUUCUCUGUUUCUGUCUCGCUCUUUCUUUUCCUCUCUUUCUCCCUCUAUCUAUCUAUCUAUCUAUCUAUCUCAACACCAACACACAACACCACCCCUUCCACCACCACUACUACAAUCACUACCUCUACCACUACCUCUUCCCCUCUUCCCCUCCCUCACUACGCUAUCCAGUUCUUUCGUCUCGGGUUCUGUUCAGCGUUCUUGGGUUCUGUUCAGGCUAUAGAUGGCCCUCGCGUGCGUCUCCAUGGCAAGGGCGACGCUCCACCAUUUACUUGGAGAGAAGAAAGCAAAAGAUUAAAAAUUAUGAAAAUGGGAGAGGAAAAGAAUGGAUGAAUAGGAAGAGAAAGGAAAGAAAGAGGAAAAGAGGGAAGGAGAAUGGAAAGGAAAACGGGGAAACUGGAGAGUGGGAUGGGAAGGUUUGACGUAAAAGGAAAAAGGGAAGAUUGUUGAGUGAAGAGAAAAGAAGGAAUAGGAUGAAGAAGAGGAAAGGAAGGAUGGAGAUUAGAAGAAGAAGAAUGGAAGAGAGGGAGAUAAAACGAGGAAGGGAGAUAAAGAAGAAGAAUGGAAGAAAGGGAGAUUAGAAGAAGAAGAAUGGAAGAGAGGGAGAUAAAACGAGGAAGGGAGAUGAAGAAGAAGAAUGGAAGAAAGGGAGAUAAAACGAGGAAGGGAGAUGAAGAAGAAGAAGAAUGGAAGAUAGGGAGAUAAAACAAGGAAGGGAGAUGAAGAAGAAGAAGAAUGGAAGAAAGGGAGAUUAGGCGAGAAAGGGAGAUGAAGAAGAAGAAUGGAAGAAAGGGAGAUAAGACAAGGAAGGGAGAUGAAGAAGAAGAAUGGAAGAAAGGGAGAUAAAACAAGGAAGGGAGAUGAAGAAGAAGAAUGGAAGAUAGGGAGAUAAGACAAGGAAGGGAGAUGAAGAAGAAUGGAAGAAAGGGAGAUAAGACAAGGAAGGGAGAUGAAGAAGAAGAAUGGAAGAAAGGGAGAUAAAACAAGGAAGGGAGAUGAAGAAGAAGAAAAAUGGAAGAAAGGGAGAUAAAACGAGGAAGGGAGAUGAAGAAGAAGAAGAAGAAUGGAAGAAAGGGAGAUAAAACGAGGAAGGGAGAUGAAGAAGAAGGAUGGAAGAAAUGGAGAUAAAACAAGGAAGGGAGAUGAAGAAGAAGGAUGGAAGAAAGGGAGAUGAAGAAGAAGAAUGGAAGAAAGGGAGAUAAAACGAGGAAGGGAGAUGAAGAAGGAUAGAGGAGAUGAGGAUAAGAAGACAAUGUAGAAAUAGAUGAAAAAGAAUAGUUUCGCAAAAGACAAAAAAAUCCAGAUGAGUUUUAUAAGUGUAGCAAUGAGUAAAAUAUAUUCUUUGUCCGACCACCAGGCACAAUUUUUGGACAUUUGCCUUCGAGAAAAUAACUUGUAUACCAGAAUCCUGAAAUAGAAAAUAAGAUACCGAGCUCACUAGGAAAAAUAGCACCUCUCUGAUAGUUCUCGGGGUGGUCGAAUGUGGCGCUGCUUGUAGAUCCAAUACCGUCUGUUGAGUUCUUUUUUUCUUUUUUUUCCUUUCUGCAAAUUUUCCUUCCCAGUGAUUCGUUCUGUCAAUUUCUGUUGGGAGUUGUUUUGGGGGGUUCUGUUGGGUUCUAUUGCGUUUUGUUGCUUUUUGCGGGUUCUGUCAAGUUCCGGUCGGGUUCUGUUGGAUAGUUUUUGUGUUCUGAGAAGGUUCUGUCGGUUGAUAUGUCGGGUUCUAUCGAUUUUAGUCGGGUUGAUAUCUGGUUCUGUUGGAUAGUUUUUGUGUUCUGAGAGGGUUCUGACGGUUCAUAUGUCGGGUUCUAUCGAUUUUAGUCGGGUUGAUAUCGGGUUCUGCUGGAUUUAUCGGUUUUUCGGGUUCAUUUGAGUAUCUAUCGGGUUCUAUCGGUUUGUGUUGGGUUCUGUCAGGUAGCUUGGGUCUAUGGUAAUCCUUUUUGUUCUCUUCUGUUCUCUUUUAGUAAGGGCUGAGGGAGACUAGAAAACGCGGAGUGAGUCAUUAAGAGGUUUCUCCUUAAUAAUCUUGGUGUUGGAAAUCGAGACCAUCUUGCAGGAGGGAGAAAUUUGCCUCGGUUUCCAUAUUCAGUUUGUUCUCUAUAGUAAGGGUUGAAGGGGAAUAGAAAACGGGGAGUGAGUCAUUGAACGGUUUCUCCCUAAUAAUCUUGGUGUUGGAAAUCGAGACCAUCUUGCAGCAGGGAGAAAUUUGCCUCGGUUUCCAUAUUCAGUUUGUUCUCUAUAGUAAGGGUUGAAGGGGAAUAGAAAACGGGGAGUGAGUCAUUGAGUGGUUUCUCCCUAAUAAUCUUGGUGUUGGAAAUCGAGACCAUCUUGCAGGAGGGAGAAAUUUGCCUCGGUUUCCAUAUUCAGUUUGUUCUCUAUAGUAAGGGUUGAAGGGGAAUAGAAAACGGGGAGUGAGUCAUUAAGAGGUUUCUCCUUAAUAAUCUUGGUGGUGGAAAUCGAGACCAUCUUGCAGGAGGGAGAAAUUUGCCUCGGUUUCCAUAUUCAGUUUGUUCUCUAUAGUAAGGGUUGAAGGGGAAUAGAAAACGGGAUGAGGGAGUGGCUGGUUGGUGUCCGUUUGAGGUGAAAACUGGUAGAAAACGAGAGAAUGUGUAGUGCCGGUCUUAGAAAACGAGAAUUUUUGUGUCGUGUGGUAAAAAUGAAAGAGAGAAAGGAGAAAAAAAAGAUGGCAUGAGGGAAGGGAAAUAUGAAAAGAAGAAUGAAGUUGGGAAGAGAGAAAAAAGAGAUAGAUAGAUAGAAAGAAAGGAGAACAUACAUGGAAUAAGAGAAGGAAAAAUGAAAAUGAGAAACACGAAGCUGGGAAGAGAGAAAAAACAGAAAGAUAGAUAGAAAGUAAGGAGAAUAUACAUGGAAUAAGAGAAGGAAAAAUGAAAAGGAGAAAUACGAAGCUGGGAAGAGAGAAAGAAGAAAGAAGAAGAAAGAAAAAAAUACAUAGAGAAAAGAGGGAAAGAGGGAAUGAAUAAAGAAAUAAUUGUGGAAAGACAGAAUGAAAAAAAUUAA